UAAAACCAUCAUUUGUCUUACAAGCAAUACUCACCAAGCAGAAUAUCAAAAUGGCUCUCCGUAUUAUUUUUGUCAUCAUUGCCACAAUCGUCCUGGCUCAAGGAUCAAAUAUUUCGCCAGUUGCGCAGGAGAAUCUUGUGCCGGUUCAUCACUCUGGAGUGGUUUCAUCUGGAGCUCCUGCCGUUGGUGUUACCCGGGGCCGCCCAGCCGCUUCUCAGGCCCAGCGUCCUGCCUAUGGUCAUGGAUCCAUCUCUGGAUCUAUCGGAGGAUCCCGUCGAGUGGGCGAAGUUCCAGCGGCCGGAUCUCGUCCUUAUGGUGGUGCUCCUCGUCGUUCUUCUGCAAGCGCUUAUGGUCGUCCCAUCGGAGGUGGAGCUGCCCAAGGAAAUGUCCACCGCAACCGCAACCAGAAACCAUAUUAGAAACACUUUACAAAUUAUACACCAUCCCAUCCCGAUCUGACGAAAAUGACCCUAUUGUAAUUUAAAUGAUCUCAACUCAGCUCUUUCAUAA
Drosophila simulans is the source of this 510-nucleotide messenger RNA. RefSeq lists its product as uncharacterized. The transcript has a single exon. The coding region runs from base 51 to 419 and encodes 122 amino acids. NCBI's taxonomy places the organism in Eukaryota, Metazoa, Arthropoda, Insecta, Diptera, Drosophilidae. The record is from RefSeq and is a predicted model, not a curated record.